CUGCAGGAUUUGAAGAGAGUGUUGUCCUUCCCACCGUACCCCGGGGACUACCUGCAUCCAGUGGUGUAUGCCUGCACUGCAGUCAUGCUGCUCUGUCUGCUUGUCUCAAUCAUGACCUAUAUUGUCCACCACAGCGUGAUCCGCAUCAGCAGGAACGGUUGGCACACGCUCCUCAACUUCCUCUUUCACACAGGACUAACGUUUGGAGUUUUUGCCGGAGGCAUCAAUCAGAUCAACCUGCCUUUUGUGUGUCAGAUUGUUGGCAUUGUGCUCCACUAUGCUUCGCUGUCUACCAUGCUAUGGCUGACGUUUACUGCGAGGAACAUCUGUAAAGAUGUGUCCAAAGACCCGCUUCAGGCCCAGGACAGGAACGGACUGGCCCAGACUCGCACCAAACCAACCAUCCUCAGAUUUUAUCUGGUCAGUGAUGGAAUCCCUCUCAUAAUUGUUGGAGUUACAGCAGCAUUUGGUAUGGAUAACUACGGCAGCCGGGACGACGCUUUGUAUUGCUGGAUGGCGUGGGAACCAAGCCUGGGAGGUUUCUAUGCCCCCAUGACACUUCUGGUCUUAGUCAUGUCUGUGUACUUCUUGUGCACCUACAUCCAGCUCAAACGCCACCCAGAGAGGAAGUAUGAGCUGCAAGUUCUGAGUGAGGAGCAGCAGCAGCUGUCGUCCAGUGAAUCAAACCAUCACUGCCACACAGACUCUGGCGGAUCUUCUGGACCUGCUGGGGACUGUCCACCAUUUGCUACAGGUGUAUCAGUGCUGGCCAAUGAGCACUCAUUUAAAUCUCAGCUCCGGGCCACAGCCUUCACCCUUUUUCUUUUCCUGGCCACCUGGGCUUUAGGAGGACUGGCAGUAUCACUGGGACAUUUCCUGGACAUGAUAUUCAGCUGCCUGUACGGAGCUUUUUGCGUCACUCUGGGACUCUUUCUUCUCAUCCAGCACUGCGCCAAACGUGAUGACGUGUGGCACCGCUGGUGGGCUUGCUGCCCGUCCAAGUCCAAGACAGAAGACGGGAACGAGGAUGGACAGAACCAGAGGCAGGGGCUCCAUCAGCCCCACUGCCACCUGAAGUCUCCAUGCUCAGGCAAGCAGCCGCUGCUCUCUCCUCAGCUUGUGCAGAGUUCUUACCACAAAAUGACACCACCUCCCCAGAGCCCCACACCCAAUCACACAGGUCCAUGCUGUGUGGCUGUGAUGAGUCCUGUUACCACAGCCCCCCUCUCACCUCUCACUGAGCGGGUGCCCUCGCCACGUCCACAGUCACUUCCGGACGAACUCCCUCGUCCCGUUCUGCCCUUACAGAGCUGUCUUACCGACAGAACAAAGUCACGCUCCUUCAACCGCCCACGCCCGUGCCUCCAGGACUACCGUUCCCACAUGACUUCCACCAGUAUGGAUGGGAGUGUGCACAGCUCCCACCUGGACAGCCCUCAUGCUGCACACCACCUUGAAGGCUCGCCACUGGUUUCCAGCAGCCCGCAUCCAGACCUCCAGCUCCCCUGCCCCAGCCCUCAUUUGGAUAAGCAGCUGGUUUCGUUGCAACGCCAGACUUCCUGCCACAGUGUACAAGAUUCAAUGACCUCCUGCCACAACCACACGCACAACAUGCAUGACAGCAUCAGUUCCUGUCACAGCCUCCUCCUGCCUUCUCAUGGGGUCCACACCUGCCAGUGGCACAUGUACAGCUCAGCUGAUCAUUCUUCCACCACGAGCUGCUGUGAGAAACCUGAUCCCUUCACUUCGCAGUAUCAGCAAGACCCUGACGCUUACGGCUGCAUGUUGAAGACAAGAGACAAAGAGAAGGAUAAUCUCUGUGCAGAGGUGGGGCAGAUAGGUUUCCCAAGAAACACUCUGCCUCGGCAGCAUGCCACCGUCAGCCUGCGAGGCACCAUCGGCCGCAACAGGAGCCUGCAGGAAGACAGCCUGUUCGGUUCAGAUGCCACAAGAAACAUACGGACUGGCCCUUGGAAGAAUGAAACCACCGUAUAG
This is a messenger RNA of Toxotes jaculatrix (banded archerfish), 1995 nucleotides long. RefSeq names its product adhesion G protein-coupled receptor A1a (gene adgra1a). The transcript has 5 exons. Lineage: Eukaryota; Metazoa; Chordata; Actinopteri; Toxotidae. Gene Ontology annotation, biological process: cell surface receptor signaling pathway; G protein-coupled receptor signaling pathway. Gene Ontology annotation, cellular component: postsynaptic density; glutamatergic synapse; plasma membrane. The record is from RefSeq and is a predicted model, not a curated record. Bases 85 to 1995 code for a protein of 636 amino acids. Gene Ontology annotation, molecular function: G protein-coupled receptor activity.